Messenger RNA from Serinus canaria (Common canary), 1081 nucleotides. It is a transcript of the gene MOB3A, whose product is annotated as MOB kinase activator 3A. NCBI's taxonomy places the organism in Eukaryota, Metazoa, Chordata, Aves, Passeriformes, Fringillidae. Gene Ontology annotation, biological process: signal transduction; positive regulation of protein phosphorylation. The transcript is spliced from 4 exons. The record is from RefSeq and is a predicted model, not a curated record. The coding region runs from base 278 to 928 and encodes 216 amino acids. Gene Ontology annotation, cellular component: cytoplasm; nucleus. Gene Ontology annotation, molecular function: protein kinase activator activity.
AGGAAGUAGCGCCGGCCGCGAGCGGCGCGCGGGAGGGCGCGGGAGUGGCGGGAGCGCGGCGCGCGCGCGGGGCGUUCUGCGGCCCGCCGUGAGGGAGUGCUGCGGCCCGGGGAGCUGUGCGCGUCCGCCGGCGAGGGACCGCGGCCCGGCAGAUCAGGACCAGAUGAGCAGAGGGAGGUUUCUGUGAAGAUCAGAAUCGCCCCAGCCGUGCCCCGGGAAGUGGCCGCGCCUCCGGCUGUCACCGCUGCGGGCCUGGAAGACACGCAAGAGAAGGAAAAUGUCCCACGCUUUAAAGCAAGUGUUCAAUAAAGACAAAACCUUCCGGCCCAAGCGCAAGUUCGAGCCGGGCACGCAGCGCUUUGAGCUGCACAAGAAGGCCCAGGCCUCGCUCAACGCCGGCCUGGACUUGAAGGUGGCCGUGCAGCUGCCGCCGGGCGAGGAGCAGAACGACUGGGUGGCCGUGCACGUCGUGGACUUCUUCAACCGCAUCAACCUCAUCUACGGCACCAUCAGUGACUAUUGCACGGAGCAGUCCUGCCCCGUCAUGUCGGGGGGGCCCAAGUAUGAGUACCGGUGGCAGGACGAGCACAAGUACCGCAAACCCACGGCCCUGUCCGCGCCCCAGUACAUGAACCUGCUCAUGGACUGGAUCGAGGUGCAGAUCAACAAUGAGGACAUCUUCCCCACCAAUGUCGGUACUCCCUUUCCCAAGAACUUCCUCCCAGUGGUGAAGAAGAUUCUGUCCAGGCUCUUCCGGGUGUUUGUCCACGUCUACAUCCACCACUUCGACAGGAUCACCCAGAUGGGCUCGGAGGCCCACGUGAACACCUGCUACAAGCACUUUUACUACUUUGUGAAAGAGUUCAGUCUCAUAGACACCAAGGAGCUGGAGCCCCUGAAGGAAAUGACCUCCCGGAUGUGCCACUGAGCUCAGACCCCCCUGAUCCCGCCUCGACACCUCUUCCGAGGACUCCGAGCCCCAGCCCCAUAUUGGAGAUGUGAUUCAAGGGGAGAACAGAGACGUUUCGUUUAAGAAAUUAUAUAUUUUUAAUGAGUUUCAAUGUAAAACUGUGAUACUGCA